GGUCAAUAUUUCAGUUAAGGUAGAUCGUGUACGUUGGUCGGUUUAAACUUUGAAAACAGUUUGAGGGUUAUUUGUUUUAACAAUAAGCGUGAAAGUGUGGAUACAUUGGAUAUUCAUUAGUCUAGAUACAGAAAUGGAGUGAUAGUCAACUGGAAAAAAGACGCGUCUGGAAUAAGUGAAAACGUUGUUUUUUUCUUUAAGGCGACGGGAAAAGGAUCAGAAUUUUAGCAUCAGCAGCUGACUGAGAUGGACUCGCGGUUAACCACACCCCGGCGGUCGGAGAGCUUCCGAUCAGCAACAAAUAAGCUUGACAUCUCCUAUCAGUCGGCGGUUAGCGCGACUCCUGGCGGUCUCACAUACGGAACACUUCGAGAGAGGGCACUCGCUAGGCGUGUUUUCUUCGAGGAUGCGUCGUUUCCCGCCAAUGAUACGUCCCUGGCCAUCAGAUACAAGUCGUUCUCGGAACCCAUCGAGUGGAUGAGACCCCAUGACAUUUCCAAACGACCAAAAUUCAUAUCCAAGAAUCCUGGAAAUUUCGCUGUGCAGUCUGGCUCCCUCAGUGACACGUGGCUACUUCCUGCUUUCUCCUGCCUGACGGUGGCUCCGACGCUCAUCCGGAAGUGUAUCCCGGAGGAGCAGGCGUUUAACGAACAGUACGCUGGCAUCUUCCGGUUCCGGUUUUGGCGUUAUGGGGAGUGGGUGGAGGUCGUUGUGGAUGACCGCCUCCCCACACAUAAAGGGCAGCUGAUUUUCCUGAGAAACUCUGAUCCAAAUGAAUUCUGGGCACCCCUUUUGGAAAAGGCUUAUGCCAAGCUGUACGGCUCAUACUCAGCGAUCCACGGAGGCCAGCUUCAUGGGGCACUCCAGGACCUGACAGGCGGCGUGACGGACACCUUCCAGUUCCGGGAGCACGCCACAACCUUGCAGCGCGUCAUCGACCUCUCUAUGUGUCGUGCCACGCUCAUGGCCGCCACUAUAGCGGCUCCGGUCGGCUCCGUCCCUCAUCGCCAGCUUCCGAACGGCCUCGUCACCGGAAGAGGUUACUCAGUCACAGGCUAUGCGGAGUUUCCUCACGAAGGCUCUAACGUAGUUUUGGUCCGGCUUAGGAACCCAUGGGGACCUGCAGAAUUCAAAGGGGCGUGGAACAGACAAUCUGGUUUAUGGAGCAAAGUUCCAGACGAUAUAAAAAAAAGGCUAGGUUUCAGUGAUCUCACAGACAAUGAGUUCUGGAUGCCAUUCUCGGAGUUUUCCAAGCUGUUCACGAGCCUGGAGCUGUGUCACCUGCCACCGGAAGCGUGGAACAUGGAGCCGCGCAUGCGCCACCGACACCCCUGGAAGGCCGCGGAGGCACAUAGACAGUGGCGGAAGGGAUACAACGCCGGAGGAGGCCUCAACUCACAAAUAUUCCAAUGUAACAACCAGUUCUACAUGGAGCUGCAAAAACAGUCCAACGUGAUAUUAUCGCUCAUGCAGAAGUACCACUCAUUUGGGCAGCAAAACAACUUUAUACCAUGUGGACUGUUAGUCUUCCAGUCGCCAAAGGGUCGAAUAAACCGUCUCCCCGCGGGCCAUUUCGCGACCAGUAAGCCGAUAGCGACCGUCGGAAUCCUGGCAGAGCGGGACAUGGUUAGCUUUUCCACUCUCCCCGCCGGCGGCUACGUGGUCGUGCCGUGUACUGCACGUGCUGGGCUCGAGGGGAAGUACUGUCUGCGCAUGUUCACCGACGACAAGGAUGCCGUCAUCAGGGAACUAGAUGAGCCAGACACGUGUAUAGCCUCAUAUGUCGAUAGACAUUUGGACUCGGACACGAUGUACAUACUGAGGAGCCGGUUCCUUAUGUUCUGUAACAGGUACGAGGAGAUCGACGGUUACGGUCUCCGUCAGAUGCUGUGUCACAAACCUUCCGCCUCCACCGCCAGUUUACUCUGUUGUGAACCGGAAAAACUGGAUAUGAGCAUCGAAAGGUUAUUUCUCUCAGCAGAAACUUGCAAAGCUGCCGUAACCAUCGAAGAUAAAGACAUGAACGGUCGCCUGAAUUACAUCGAAUUCCUGUCACUUCUACAGAAACUUCUUCUCUGGCAGAGGAUAUAUAAGAAGUAUGCAGUUGGCAACGGCUCGGUGAUAGAUUCCUAUUCCCUCAGGAAUGCAUUUAAACUUGCAGGAUUUACGUUAAGUAACCGCGUGCUCGAGGCCCUCGUGCUGAGGUUCUCCGCCAAGGACUACACGAACCUCGAGGGUUUCAUCAACGCCGUCGUUAAGCUGCACGUGGCGCACCAAGUUGUGAAACUAAUAGAGCGACACAGGCAGGUGUCGGCCGACCAGCCGGGCAUGACGGACGCCGAAAAUCGGAAGUACCUUCAAGAGCUUCUACGAGCGGCCAUAUACUCGUGACGAUGCGGCGUUAGUGGCGGUGUUGGCGGACAGGAAUGUGACAUGUAUUGAUGAAUGCUAUAUGUAUAUGGUAGAGGUUAAAUGGUCAAAGAUGGAAUGAUGCCAAGGUUGUAUUGGUGAAGAGUUUUCGAAAAGACAAAAUGAAAUGUGGAUAGUUGUGAAAAUCAAACGAAGCAGGUGGCUAAAGAAGACUUCUACGUUCCGUGAAUGAGAUGGGGAAUAGCAACAACGAUGUGUGUUUUGUUCGUUGAACAUUUAUUUAGACAUUUUUGUACACUAAACACACAUAAAAAUACAAGUAUAAAAAGGUACAAUGUACAUAAUUGUAUAUAAAACACUUAUAGCGGCGCUCGGAGUUUGAAAUUAACAAUGGUUUUUCUAUUGCGAGGUUAUUUCUGAUAACUUGUAUUGCAUAAAGUAACUCAUUCCGUGAAAUUCCGACCAUGUAAAUGGUACUAGUAUUUAUAUCCCUUGUUAACCAAGUCAAGAAAUGUUUGAUGGGGAAUUUAGGACGCAAGUGCUAAUUUCAAACCCCGUUGGUAAUAUGUAUAUAACAAAUAUAGCUGUAUGUAUUUGUUUGACAAUAAAUGGUAACAUAUCUGGA
This is a messenger RNA of Mya arenaria, 2995 nucleotides long. RefSeq names its product calpain-A-like. The transcript is spliced from 24 exons. NCBI's taxonomy places the organism in Eukaryota, Metazoa, Mollusca, Bivalvia, Myida, Myidae. Gene Ontology annotation, cellular component: cytoplasm. Gene Ontology annotation, biological process: proteolysis. The coding region runs from base 247 to 2391 and encodes 714 amino acids. The record is from RefSeq and is a predicted model, not a curated record. Gene Ontology annotation, molecular function: calcium-dependent cysteine-type endopeptidase activity.